GUCAUUGAUUGUGAAGUCAACUGUCGUUUCGUUCCUUACUUCUCUUUCAAUUUUAAUUUUUAUCGUCGGCAUACACGUUUCGUGUCUCAAGACUUAAAAAUGCGUUACGUGGCUGCUUACUUAUUAGCCGCUUUGGGCGGAAACGCUUCCCCAAGCGCUGCCGAUGUCGAAAAAAUCCUCGGCUCCGUUGGAGUAGAAGCUGAAGCCGAAAAGGUCAAGAAGGUCUUGGGUGAACUCAACGGCAAAUCCAUCGAAGAGCUCAUUACUAAAGGUCGCGAGAAGUUGAGUUCCAUGCCAGUAGGUGGUGCAGCACCCGUAGCUGCUGCUGCAGUUGCCGCUGCUCCUGCUGCCGCAGAAGAAAAGAAAGAAUCCAAGAAGGAAGAAAAGAAAGUUGAAUCAGAAUCCGAAGACGAUGACAUGGGCUUUGGUCUUUUCGACUAAAACUUAAGUUACUUUUUAAGAUUCAACCUGAUUUUUGUAAUAUAUUUUUAAGUUAAAUCUUAA
Messenger RNA from Phyllotreta striolata, 504 nucleotides. Lineage: Eukaryota; Metazoa; Arthropoda; Insecta; Coleoptera; Chrysomelidae. The record is from the annotation of a GenBank genome assembly.